UGCUGAUGGUAGGCUGCACAGAAUACGCUGCAUGUAACGAGCAUCAAGGGGGAGACGCAGACCUAAUUCAAGUUAAUAUGUCCAAAACGUGGCUGCUUCGGGUUAUAAAAGCUGGCACCUUGGAGCUACGUGCUGUGCCUGGCACCUGGGGAGCGGAGUUACCCUGCAUCCGCUGGGCUCUGCCUAAUGGCUGCUGGACAUGCAAAGGGACAUCACAGCUUGUGACAGAUGGAGAGACUGCUGCAGCUACUUAGCAAGCCCUACUGAUAGCCAAACAACAUGCCUCUACUCACAUCCAUGGAGAUCGACCUUCAUCUACAUCUAGAGCUCUCAUCCAGGGUCAACCCUUGAAGAUCUCCUGGGCCAAUCUGAAGAUCUAUGCCUGGCAUCGCAGGAUCUGCUGUCAACCACAAUGAUCCGUUUGUAUUUCGGGACCUUUCAGCCUUUGCUGCUUCUUUGCCUCUUUGACUGGAGCUCCCUGCCUGUUGAAGGGGAAAAGCUCCCUGCUGGUCCUCGGGGAAGACUAGCAUCCUCUGGGUUGGAGCCUUCAAAUGCAGGAUCUGCUUUAGUCCAGCGCUUCAGGAGAGGAACUACCUCGGUUAAUAUAACCAGGCAAGUAAGCCACCCUAGCUCAUCGCCCAAUGAGUCUGUGUGCCCCUAUAAAGUGUUCAGUGAGGGCCAAGCAAACUACAAAAGCUUGUGUUUCAGGACCAUGGCUAGCGAUUUCCACUGCGACCAAAGAAACUGCCAGCUGCACAGUUCAGGGAGGUCUUUGUUGGCCAACGUGCUGAGGAACAGCAGUGUCCUCCUACAAUGGCAGCCACCCGCUCUUUAUAGAUCUGACCUGAAAGGCUUUUUAAUCAACUGCUCAUGGAAUGGCACUUAUACUCGUUUCCAGUGUGACAGUGUCCAGCUUGGCAUCAACUGCAGGGACUACCUCCUUACCAAUGUCCAUGAUAAUGUCAGGUACAGGAUCUGCCUACAGACUCUCUACACUAACAGGACGUCUGUGGAGGAGUGUGUGGACUUUGUGGUGGAACCGGUGGGGAUGCAGGAUAUUGUCAUUGCCAUGACAGCAGUUGGGGGUUCCAUAUGCGUGAUGCUGGUCAUCAUUUGCCUGCUAGUGGCCUACAUUACGGAGAACCUUAUGCACCCCACCUUCAUGCACCCUUCUGCUAAAAGGGGGACAUGACUCACCAGCCAAUAACAUUUUCUUCUCUGCUGUGUAAUUUAUGAUAGGUUAG
Molecule: messenger RNA, 1244 nt
Organism: Nanorana parkeri
Lineage: Eukaryota; Metazoa; Chordata; Amphibia; Anura; Dicroglossidae
Gene: FNDC10
Product: fibronectin type III domain containing 10
Exons: 1
Coding region: 413-1192 (259 amino acids)
Molecular function (GO): protein binding
Source: RefSeq, a predicted model, not a curated record